AUGGCCGCGGAGGAGGCCGAGGCCGCGCGGCGGGCCAUAGAGGCCGAGGCCGAGCCCAAUGCUAUGGAGGAAGCCGAGGCUGAGCGUAAGGCCCAAGAGGAGGCUGAUCAAAAGGCCCAUGAGGACGCGAAGGCGAAGGCGAAGGCUGAACGCAACGCCGAGGAGAAAGCUGAAUGCAAGGCCGCGGAAGAGGCCGAAGGUGUGUGGCGGGCAAACGAGGCCGAGGCCAAGCGCAAGACCGCGGAGGAGGCCGAGGCUGUGUGUCGGGCCAGAGAGGCCGAGGCCAAGCGCAAGACCGCGCAGGAGGCCGAGGCCGCGCGGCGUGCUAGAGAGGCGGCGAGCUCGGAGGACGGGUGGGCCGACUGCUUCGAGGGAGGCGAGAUCGUUCUCGCAGGCGCGGCCGGCGUUGCGUCCGCGACGCGCGGCGGCUUCGGCGCCGCCGCCCGCGAGGCGCUGGAGGGGAAACCGCUGCCGCGUGAUGACACCCUUGCUGGACGCGUGGCACGUCGCGGACUGGCUGGGCAGCUCGGGGUCAAGGAGGCCGAGGCCGCGCGACGAGCCAGGGAGGCCGAGGCCGAGCGUGAGGCCCUGGAGAUGGCCGAGGCCGAGCGUGAGGCCCAGGAGGAGGUCGUUCGCAAGGCCCAGCAGGAGGAGGCCGAGCGCAGGUCCCAGGAGGACGCGAAGGCCGAGGCCGAGCGCGAGGCCAAAGGGGCCGCCAAGCCCAGGCGCCGCCGGCGGAGAUGUGGGAAGGCCGCGGCGCACGGCCCGCUGCCGAGAUCGGAAAAUUCUGGCGGCGAGCCCGCCAGCGAUGGCUCCGGCAGCGACAGCUCUGGUGGCGGGUCCAGCGACGGGUCCAGUUCCACGAGCAGCGCGCCGUCGCGGCGUAGCGCGGAGGCAAAUCAGAAGGCCUCGGAGGGGGCCUCGGAGGGGGCAGAGGCCGCGCGGCGGGCCAGAGGGCCCGGGCCCGAGGGCAGGGCUGCGGAGGAGGCGGGAGCUGGGCAUUGUAGCGAGGAGGAGGCUGUGGGCUGUGGCGACGAGGCCGCGGGGGAGGCCGAGGCCAGGUGGCCGGCCAGUGAGGCCGAGGCCGAGCGCAGUGCCGCGGGGAAGGAGCGCACGGCCGCGGAGGAGGCCCGCGUCGGAUGCAAGGCCACAAAGGAGGCCGAGUGCGAGGCCGAGGAGGAGACUCGGGCUGGGCGUUGGGCCAAAAGGGCCGAGGCCGCGUGGAACGCUGCGGAGGACGAGGAGGGUGAUCGGAGGGCCGUGGAGGAGGCCGAGCACGAGGCCGAGCGCAGUGCCAAGGAGGAGGCCGAGGCCGCGCAGCGAGUCAGAGAGGCCGAGAGCGAGCGCAAAGCUUUGAAGAAGGCUGAGGCUGCGCGCCAGGCCCAAGAGGAUGCUGAGCGCCGCAGAGCCAGGGAGGAGGCCGAGGUCGAGCGCAAGGCCGAGGACGAGGCAGGGCGACAGGCCCAGAUGGAAGCCCAGGCUCAGCGGCGGACUGGAGAGGCCGAGGCCGAGCGGAAGGCCGCAGAGGAGGCCUUGGACAGGAAAAAGGUAGCCUUCCCUCUGAGGCGGCUGGCCAGCCAGUCCCCAAGCGGGCCAGGUCCUAGCAUCCCGCGAGAGGUCGAGGCAAAGCGCAGGGCCAAGCAGGAUGCUGAGCGCAAGGCCUCCAGGAAGGCCCAGGCCGAGCGCCAGACCGCAGAGGAGGCUGGGCGGCAGGCCCAGAUGGAAGCCCAGGCCCAGCGGCGGGCUGGAGAGGCCGAGGCCGAGUGGAAGGCCGCAGAGGAGGCCCUGGACCGAAGGAAGGUGGCCUUCCCGCUGAGCCGGCCAGCUGCCCAGCGCCCAGGCGGGUCCAGUCCGGGCAGCCCGUGCCAGGCUUGGGCCAGGCGCGGGGCUGGGGAGGAGGCCGAACUUGAGGCCGCGGAGACUGCGCCCCAGGAGGCCAGAGAGAGGGACCGGGAGACCGCGCCCGGGGAGGCCGAGGAGGCUGCGCCCGAGGAGGCCGCCGGGGCGGCGCUGCAGAGGCCCGGGCGCGGGGCGGGCGCGAAGGCCGGGGCCGGGCUCGAGACCCGGGGCGGCGCCCGCUCGCCGGAGGGCGCAGCCGCCUCGGCGGCGCCCUGCGUCGCUGCCCUCGCGGGCAGGUGGGUGGGACCCGAGGGCGAGCCCGUCGCGUCGGUCGACAGCGGCGUGGUGUCGUGGCCGGACGGCUCGCGCAGUACGCUGGAGCCGGCCGGCGGCGGGUGCUUCCGCGCGGUGGUGCAGGGCAGCACGCUGCGGGUCCAGGCCGUCUCCAGCAGCCGCCUGGAGUGGAGCGACGGAGAUGUCUGGCUGCUGGCGACGCCCCAGACGCACGACGCGGCGCGAGGCUGCCGACGAGAUGCCAGUCCCGCACCGCCGCGCCGAGACAGGAGUGGCGCCGCCGGCCCCGCGGCGGGCGCCGGCACGGGUGCUGGCGGGGAGGAGGUGCUGGAGCGCCUGGUGCAUCUGGCCGCCGCCAUCCUGCAG
Prorocentrum cordatum is the source of this 2499-nucleotide messenger RNA. The record is from the annotation of a GenBank genome assembly. Lineage: Eukaryota; Dinophyceae; Prorocentrales; Prorocentraceae.